This is a messenger RNA of Myxocyprinus asiaticus (Chinese sucker), 5306 nucleotides long. RefSeq names its product alpha-N-acetylgalactosaminide alpha-2,6-sialyltransferase 6-like. The coding region runs from base 399 to 1325 and encodes 308 amino acids. NCBI's taxonomy places the organism in Eukaryota, Metazoa, Chordata, Actinopteri, Cypriniformes, Catostomidae. The transcript has 6 exons. The record is from RefSeq and is a predicted model, not a curated record. Gene Ontology annotation, biological process: ganglioside biosynthetic process; oligosaccharide metabolic process. Gene Ontology annotation, molecular function: alpha-N-acetylgalactosaminide alpha-2,6-sialyltransferase activity.
UCCUGCUCUGGCGGAGAGAUUAUUAUAAGGCAACGGAAUGACUGAUGAUGCUGCUGCUGCUCGGAUCAAACGUCAAAACCUGAUGCAUCAGUAAGAAGUGCGAUCAAGAAACACCUUCUGCUUCUGAAUCCGUUUUCUUCUCGAGAUCAGACGCUUUAUCCUGCUGACCGAACCAGCUCACACCAUCAACGGCUGUCACAAAUAGCUUUAUGAUGUGUGCAUGUGUGUUUACAUCAAUGCAUAUUCAUAAUGUAUGUGUUUGCUAUUGUUUUAAAUGCACUGUGGAUUGUAUAUAGGUGAUACUGUAAUUCUGCACAAAUACAGGUCUGAUAAAGCCUGCUGAGUUAAAGAGGCCUUGAGGCAUGAUAAGUGAAACGUGAUAGAAGGAUAGCAGGAGAAUGAGACUACGGUUUGUAGAUAAACAAUGGCAGCAGGGCCAGCGGAUGGUGAUCUAUGGGGCAGUCUUUCUCAUUAUGACCCUCCUCAUCCUCUACAGCUCCAACAGCUCAAACGAACUUUACAGCCCCUUUAAAGUGAACAGCUUCCACCACACCGUCAAACACACUAACCUUAAGAAAUGGGCUGGGAAGGAGGGAUACAUACCUGUUUAUGGCAACAAGAGUAUGACCCUACACUGUCACUGGUGUGCUUUGGUGACGAGCUCCAGUCACGUAUUGGGGACUCACGCAGGAGAGGAGAUCGACCGUACUGAGUGUGUCAUCCGAAUGAACGAUGCUCCAACAUCUGGAUACGAAUCAGACGUGGGGAACCGGACCAGUGUGCGCAUCGUGGCUCAUUCCAGUGUGUUCCGGGUCAUUCGGAAACCUGCAGAGUUCCUCAAUCGCUCAGAGAGCCCUGCUGUCAUAUUCUGGGGCCCGUCGUCAAAGAUCGGACGAGAAGCGAAGGGAACUCUGUACCGGCUCAUCCAGCGAGUCAGUAUGACCUACAGUAACCUCUCGUUCUUCAUCAUCUCCCCCAGCAAAAUGCUAAAGUUUGACACGCUCUUUCAGAAAGAGACCGGCCGGGACAGAAAAAAGUCGCAGUCCUGGUUAAGCACAGGCUGGUUCACCAUGGUGAUCGCCAUUGAGAUGUGUGACAACAUAAAGGUUUAUGGAAUGGUGCCGCCCAAUCACUGUGGGAAGCGUCCACAGCCCAAACGGAUGCCCUAUCACUAUUACAAACCAAGGGGUCCGGAUGAGUGUGUAAUGUACCUGCAGAACGAGAGGGGGCGCCGUGGAUCACAUCAUCGCUUCAUAACAGAGAAACAGGUGUUCGCUCGCUGGGCUAAAAAGUACAACAUCACUUACACCAACCCAACGUGGUGAGCAACACAUCCAACAUUGACACCAGUUUCACAAACCAAGGCUAGUGAGACAACAAUCCAGUUUAUCUUCUAGUUUCACAUAUCCAGCCUUGUGAGUUGGAUCCAACAUGGCGGCUUAUUGUUGACCCCCACCCCCCCCAAUCCAAAGUGGAUGCAGUUUCACACGCAUGUCCUGUUUUAAACUGCUGCUCAGAAACUGGUCCAGUAUGGCGGCUGGUUUCUCUCUCGUCUGGAUAAGAAACUGAGCCAAAAUGGAGGCCAAGAAUGGAUUAAUGGACCAUGUUGCACAAUGUUUUCCUUUAGAAUUCUUGAGAAAACAGGUACGAAAAGACGACAUAUAUCAAAGUUUUGUCUUCAGAAGCAUGGCAUUUCCAAAAACAUCUACAUAUUACUGCCAUUAGAAAUUUUCACUCAUAUUUAAUAAUUUAAUAGAGAAUGAAGGCCUUUUUAGAACGACAAAGAGAGAGAAAAUAAUUUUGGUCUCAGUUGCCAAAUGGUAGAUUCAUUUACAUCUUGUGGUACAAUCAACACACAUGAAUGUUAGUCAUUGAGCAGCAGCAGACUUCAGACAAUAAAAAUGGAAAUUUGAAGAAUUUUACAAUAUUAAUGACAUAUAAUGAAUAUAAUGUUUUAUUUUGUAAAUAAGGACGAUGUAAAUUGUUGUUCAAAAAAGUAUUUUUACAUGUUUAUAUGGUGUUAAAAUGUCCUAAACAAGAAAACAUUGCAAAAUAACACACAUUUUUAAAUCACAAGGGAAAGGGUCAUUUUAAAUCAUCAUUUUCAGAUAUACAGCUCCUUGUGUACUUUUGGGGUGCCAUGAAAAUGUCAUUUCAGUAUUGUAUACCUUUGCUCAGACCUUUAUGAAUUCCUUUAUAAAGUCCGAUCAAAUUUCCACUAAAGUUCUAGAACAUUGUAUAAUUCCAUAUAAUUCAAUUCACCAACAAGCCUAAAAAUGUACUAUAUUCAUACACACAUACAUUCAUAACUAUGACAAACAAACUGUCGCCAAAUUUAUAAGUGAUGAGGCCUUUAGAUUUAUUAUUAUCAUUUUUACCAGGCAGUUUUCAUGUUGAUACGUUUUACAACUUGAAUUCUGUGGCUACAGCUGUUAGUACACACACACACACACACACACACACACACACACACACACACACUUAAAGGAAUAUUCCUGGUUUAAUACAAGUUAAGCUCAAUCGACAGCAUUUGAAACCCUCCAAAAUUUGGCACCAUUCAUUUCCAUUGUAAGUGCCUCACUGUAACCUUGAUUUUUGCUCUUUUUUUGUUUUUUUUAAAGAAAAGGAGGGACAAGUCGAAAUAAAUUGUUGUGGUAAUCAACAUUAUGCCACAAAUGCUGUCGAUUGAGCUUAACUUGUGUUGAACCCGGAAUAUUCCUUUAAAUAUCACGCUAUGACUUGCUUUUUUUAAAUAAGUGUUUUAAUAUAACUAUCGGAAAUGCAGUGCUCUGAUUGGACGACGCUGUUUAUGGAACUGUGCUUUUAUUGGAGAACUCAAGUUGUCGUUGGUAACGGUUUGGGUAGUGGUAGUCAAGGUAACCUCCUUGUUUUGCCUUUGAUUUGAAGACCCAUAUAUCCAGUGGUAGUCCUACUCGAAGAGCUGAUUUGGGAUCAGCAAUAGUGUAUGGAUAAACACAACAGAAUCACGCGGGUUAUCCUGACCAACCGCCGGGUGGCGCCAUGAUGAUUUUAAUCACCGCUGGACUGUUUUCUGGUCUCCAUAAUAGCAAUGUAAAAACUACCGGAACAAGUGAUCCACACAGAGAACAACAACCAUUUUAAAUGUUAGUUGUAGUAAAAACAAGUUCAGGCAAAACUUGACGUUGUUGCUGUCGUUGUUAACGUAACUUACCUCAGCCCAUCGCUUCAUGUCAUCAACCAACUCUUUAAACUUGGACGGGUGAGAUACUGUCAAAACACGAUCAUUGCGAUUGUGUAAAGUAUUAUGGAGCCACGUUUUUUUUCUUUGGAAAGUUUUACAAAUUUAAUACACUAAACAUCACAUUAUUUACAUUUACAUGUUUUCAUUUGGCAGAUGCUUUUAUCCAAAGCGACUUACAAAAGAGGAAUAUAUUAUAAGCGAAUCAUCUUAAGGAGACAGUGGUACGAAAAGUGCUGAAAAGAGCUUCACGGAUGGAGUUGGGAAGGUCGUUCCACCAACAUGGUACGAUGAAGCCUAAAGUCCGGGAAAGUGUUUUGGUGCCUCUUUGUGUUGGUACAACAAGGCGACGUUCCUUAGCCGACCGCAGUCUUCUAGUGGGUGCAUAGCUCUGCAGAAAUGAUUUUAGGUAUGCUGGAGCAGACCCAGUGACUGUUCUGUAUGCCAGCAUCAGAGCCUUGAAUUUGAUACGUGCAUCAACCGGCAGCCAGUGAAGAGAGACAAGGAGUGCUGUAAUAUGAGCUCUCUUUGGUUCAUUAAAGACCAGAUGUGCUGCUGCAUUCUGGAUCAUUUGCAGGGGUCUAAUUGUGCAUGCAGGGAGGCCUGCAAUGAGAGCGUUACAGUAGUCCGGUCUAGUUAUGACAAGUGACUGAACAAGAAGUUGUGUGGCAUGUUCAGAGAGGAAGGAUCUUAUCUGCCUGAUAUUGUAGAGUGUAAAUCUACAUGAUCGUGCAUUAUCCACUAAAAACGAGGGAUGCGACUGAAAACACUGGAGAUCGGAAAACAAAAUUAGGCUUGCAUUAUGAGUUGUGCAACACUUCCACGUUCUGAAGAAAAGUAGAUAGUUCACAGUGAAUUCUACAUCAGCCACUAACUGUGAAUUUGAUACACUUGAAAAUCGUCCCAUACAAAAAUACGACAACACAAGAAAACCCUGUUUACGUUAGAUUUACGUUAUUCUCUGCUUUCAAUAUCAAAACGUAAACAGUCACAAAAAUUUCGCACAUUGGAUAAACCAAUGAGAACGUUGGUAAAGGUGUUUACAUGCAGUCCAAAAUCGGGGUGAUAGACCUUAUUCAAGCUAGCGCCAUCUUUGAUUUUUUUAUGGGAAUGACAACGAGGCUGUGAGGGAUUCAAAACGGUAAUUGAUCUCAAUUCAGCUAGCUCAGAUGACAGCAUUUGUGGCAUAAUGUUGAUUACCACAAAAAUAAUUUCAACUUGUCCCAAAAAAAUAUAAGUAAUAAUCUGGGUUACAGUGAGGUACUUAUAAUGGAAGUCAAUGGGGCCAACCUGUAAACGUUACACACGUCCAUUGACGUGACACAAGGCAACGGUUUGAGGCUUUCUACACUGGACGUGUCAACACGAACGUUCUAAACCGUUUAAUUUGUGUAGUAGCACCAGCACCUGCUGCGCAAAAUGGAACGGAUCACACGUUUAUUGUCGGCGCGUCCAACGGACGCUUCCAAUGUAGACAGCAUCAUUGAUUAUAAUGAUAUUAAGAGUCCAGAAUUUUAUCUGUGAGGUUUUAGAUACUCAGAUUUCAUUCUGCCCCAGACUAUGUAUAUUGGGUGUUGGGACGGUUAUUAAAGUAGGUGACAAACAUACAAAAAGCUGGGUCCAAACUAGUGUAAUGAUUGGCAGACAGAUCAUUCUUAGAGGACGGAAGUCAAAUGGCGCUCCCUGAUUUCAAGAAUGGUUCACCGAUUUGGGCAGGGUGGCGGCAUUAGAAAAGAUGUCAUACAAAGAGCUUUGCAAAAUAGAUGCAUAUGGUAAGAAAUGGGACAAAUACAUGAUCCUUCUGGAAGGCUCUCGGUGAGGGCCAUGUGGAGAGAAACCCUUUUUUCUCUCUCUCUCUCUUUGUGUUUAGAUGUGUAUAUUCAGGCUUGGACCACGGGAAUGUUUGUUGGGGGUUGGGGAUUGGGAUAGGGAAUUAAGGGGGAUAAUGGUUGACUCUGUGCAUGUAUAUUUUGCUUUGUUCUGUGUUGUGUUUGACAAUCAACCAAUAACAAUGUAAAUAUGAAAAAAAGAAAUUAAAAUAAAAAAAUUGGCCACACUCACUUCCGUUAUAAGUGACUCACUGUAA